AGUAAAAUGGCUGACCCAUUAAGUUUACUGCGUCAGUAUAACGUUAAUAAGAAGGAAAUAAUUGAAAGAAAUGAUCAAAUAAUAUUUGGAGAAUAUUCAUGGCCCAAAACUGUGAAUACUAACUACUUACUAUGGGGAUGUGGAAAAGAUGGUACUUCAAAAGAGUACUACACUUUGGAAUGUUUACUCUUUCUUUUAAAAAAUAUCCACUUGUCUCAUCCAGUGUAUGUCAGACAAGCAGCAGCAGAAUACAUACCUGUUGUAAGGAGACCAGAUCGAAAGGACUUACUUGCUUAUCUGAAUGGAGAGACAGCAGCAUCAGGAAGCAUCGACAAGAGUGCUCCUAUUGAAAUACCAUCACAAGUGAAACGUGUUACAGAUGAACUACAGAAUGACCAUGUUAAAAAACCUAGAUUUGAGGAAGAUCAGGUUCAGAGAGCCAAGGAACAACUUGCAGCAAGAUUGGAUGCUCCAAAAGAAUCUUCUGUCACGACAGAACAAAUUAGAUCUCGACUUUUGGAAGCUAUGUCAGUAGAGAGAAUUGCAGCCAUCAAAGCAAAACGUCUGGCCAAAAAGAGAGCAACCAUUAAAGGAGAUGAUGACAAUGGCUUGGGAAUUCCAGAUUAUCAGGGUAUUUUGGAGUAUGAUGUUGAUGUCACAAAGGAUAUAAUCAGUAGAGAGAGACAGUGGCGAACUAGGACUGUAAUUUUACAGAGUGCUGGAAAGAACUUUGCCAAGAACAUAUUUCCCUUGUUGCAAUCUAUAAAAGUCAGGGAAGAAGGUGGUGGACGGAAUCAACCCCAGGAAAAACUUCAGACACCUCGGGCUACUCCAGUGCAUCCUGUCCCACAGCCUACUGUGUAUAACAGAUAUGAUCAGGAAAGAUUCAGGGGGAAAGAAGAAACUGAGGGUUUUAAGAUUGACACUAUGGGUACUUACCAUGGAAUGACUCUGAAGUCUGUGACAGAAGGCACCCAACCAAAACGUGCUGCACCACCUGUCACUCCUCAGCAUCAUCCUGUUCCAGUGGCAGUGCCAAACAGAACACCUCAGAAACGUGUUUCCAAAACUCCUAUCAUCAUCAUUCCAGCUGCAACAACUUCUUUAAUAACCAUGUAUAACGUCAAAGAUAUUCUGCAAGACUUGAGGUACAUUACCUCAGAAGAGAAGAAAAAUCAAGGUUGUAAAAGAGAAAAUGAAGUUCUAAUUCAGAGGAGAAAGGAUGUAGGCCUUACAGUUCCUUAUCGUGUUAUUGAUAAUCCACUCAAACUUGCUCCAGGUGAUUGGGACCGCGUAGUGGCAGUUUUUGUUCAGGGACCAGCCUGGCAAUUUAAAGGUUGGCCAUGGGAUGGAAACCCAGUGGAAAUCUUUGCAAGAAUACGAGCAUUUCAUUUGAAGUGGGACGAAAUGAGACUGGAUAGUAAUGUUGCUAAAUGGGCAAUUCACAUAAUACAGCUGAGUAAGCAGAAGCGUCAUUUAGAUCGUGCUAAUCUCCUGAAGUUCUGGGAAGUCUUAGAUAGUUUUAUGGUGAAACACAAACAUCAUCUUCGUUUCUGAGAAACAUUUCAGAAAACUGAGUACACGUACAGUUGUGGAAUAACAAAAUAUGGAUAGCGUUUGAUGUGAAUUGAGAAAAUACUGAAGAGAAAAGAGUUCUGUGUAAAGGGUAACACAUUUUUAUAUGUUAUUAAAAGGUAGUGGUGUGCUAAAAGAAAGCACUACAUAUGUAUCUAGUGAGUAUUUCACCUGAAGAAACCUGAUGUAUUGUACAUAUACCAUAAUAUAGUUUAUGUUUUCUUUUCUGUUACUUUUUAUAGGAAAAAUCUGUGGAAAUUAUGUAAAUAUUUAAGUUAUGUAAAGCAACUGAGCUUUCUCUUAAUUUUUGAGUUAGCUUAAAGUUAUUGAUUUCUUUCCCUGUGUUCUUUUGUACAAUAGUACUUCGUUGCUCAUGGUGUGGUAUUUUUUGGUUUUUCUUAUUAUUACUCUUAAUAAUUUGUUGUAGUUUUCACCAAAAUUACAUUUAAGUAGUGACAUUUGAAGAAAACUGCUUUUGUUAACUUUUGUUAUGAAUCUUUUCCCCCCCACACCAUACCAGAAUUUAAGUUUAUUAAAAAGUGGCUUUCAUCUAGCUUGUGUAUAAUUUGAAGAAACAGAUUAUGCGGGGUGUUGAGAAAAAAAUUAUUGGACUAUUCUCUAUAUCAGUUGGAGAUAGUUAUUAUCAUUGUUUAAAAACUUUGUGUAAAAGCCAAGUAAGGAAGCUUCUGUUUUGAAAUUGUUGUAGUAUUAUUGAAUGUAACUGAAUUGAUUACCAAUUUUGUACCUAAAAUUAAUUCAGUUAGUAAUUCAUUAUUAGUCUUCUCUUAACCCUUUCCAGACUGGCCAGUACCUAGCUUUCAGGUGUUGAGUACAUAUCAAAUUUCAAGAUUAUAGUAAAAAUAAUACUUUUAAUUCUGUUGAAACAAUUUUAGAACUGAUAUUUUGUCAUUUUGUAAUAUUCAUUUAUUGUAAUUUGUAAUAAAAUGAAAACAAUAUUGAAACUCAUUUUUGUUCUGUAAACAACAAACCACAUAGAUUUCUUUUUACAAGUUUCUAGCCCAUUCCAGAAUGUAAGUUUAUAUUGACAAAAAAAUUAUUCUUUGAGAUUGUAGUUAUCCAUGUUUUAUUUCUUACUGAUUUUCUUUCUCUUUUACUGAUAUUAUUAGUGCAGCUUUUCAUUCGCACCCUUUUAUGAUUUCAUAGCAUGUGAUAUGAACAACUAUUAAAGAAGUUCAUGUUUGAAAGUAGCUACAUGCAAAGUUUAAAUACUAUUGGAUAGAGCAGAUUAUAAACUUUUUAAUCAGUGUAAAGUGAAUAAAGUGGGGGUGAGAAAGUGACUAGAUGUAACUCUUCAGAGAACAAUAACGGAAUCUUAUGGAAAGCUUAGGAAACCUAGAAACAAACGACAGGUCUGGAAAUUUUUUGAAGUUGCUUUAAAUAUUUUCUUUGUUCCUGUAUUACUUAAAAUUUCUAAUAUUAUUCAUGUACACAAGUGCCAUUUAAUAUAUAUACAUAUUCUAGUGUUACAUUAUCUUUGUAUGAAAAUUUUAUUCUAUGACAUCAGUACCGUAGGCAAUGCCAGAAUAUUCCAGUGAUUCAAAUCUGUAUUUAUUGAAUGUUAUUGUUAAGUUUAUCUUAUUAAAACAAUGUGCAUAAAUAAAAUAAUUUAUUAUAUAUUGAAAAUGAAUUAUAUUUGUUACAUAUAAAUUUAUGUCAACCAUUUUCAGAGGUCAGGUCCUAGAUCACUGAUAAAUCUUUGUCAAUUUUUGUGGUGUUUUAUGAUUUAUAGUUGGAAGUGGUGAAUAAUUCAAUAGGAAAAAUAAACAACCAAAAGAAAUAUCAUAAAAUGUGAUUUGCUGAUCAAGAAUAAAAGAUUUUAAUUCUAAUAUAAUGUAUUUUUAGUGACUUUUUCAAACAGUGUCUCACAACAAAAUUUUGGAACUUUCACGUCUUAAAAAUGAUAGAAAAACUAAAUUAGAUUGUAUAUAAACUUCUUAAACUAGAUAUUAUUUAAUAAGUUUCUAUAAGUUUCAUGCAAAUUAUUUAAGUAUUUCUACUGUGAGAAGGAAAAAAAAAUCAGUGAAUAUCCUUCCAGUCUGGAAAGGGUUAAUCCCUCUUUGUAAUGUUAAAAUAUAUGUAAAUUUCUUUGAAGUUAAAGAUGUAAGUGGAACUUCAUUUAUGAAUAAUCGAACUGCCAUUCUGACUCUCCCUCCAAAAGUAUUUCAUUUAACAAAAAAUAAAAUAAAAUUGGAAAUUUCCGUUAAACAUUUCAUCUAAUAGUAGUAUAAGAACAACAAGUCUAUAUUAAAACAAAGGAAAAUUUAUAAAUUUCAAGAGGUUAACUGUAUCAUGCAAUUAAACUUUUUAAUUCAAAAAAUAAAUAUUAAGUGAUUUGAUUUUUCCUUGUUACAGAUGAGAAUGAUUUGCUUAUUAUGAUGGAAUAUGUAUUUAUCAUCACUGUUUUUUCCCAUAUAAAAAAAUAUUACAAGACAGUAAAAAUGUGGAACGUACAUUUGCAAGUUUAUUUUUGACCUGUGAAUUACUUGAAAACAAAGAUAAAAUUACUAUGAUUGAUGUGCUUUUUAAAUAUGCAAGUAAUCACUUGAUACAGUUAUUCACAAAAGGCACUAUAAAACGUAUACAGUGCUGUUAGUAGUUUUUAAGCACAAAUUUUGUAUUGUUCUUUUGCACAUUUGUUGACAAAUGAAUCUUUAUAAAAACUAGUUUUUCUCUGUUGCAAGUGAUCAAUAAAAGUGUUUACAUACAAUUUUAGUGAAAACAUCAUGUUUUAGGAAUGAAAUAUUUCAUUAAACACAGCAUUUUAAACUGUUUACAUUUUUGUAUAAAUACUAGAAAUG
Messenger RNA from Limulus polyphemus (Atlantic horseshoe crab), 4394 nucleotides. Its product is annotated as parafibromin-like. The transcript has 15 exons. The record is from RefSeq and is a predicted model, not a curated record. Gene Ontology annotation, molecular function: RNA polymerase II complex binding. NCBI's taxonomy places the organism in Eukaryota, Metazoa, Arthropoda, Merostomata, Xiphosura, Limulidae. The coding region runs from base 7 to 1557 and encodes 516 amino acids. Gene Ontology annotation, biological process: transcription elongation by RNA polymerase II; positive regulation of transcription elongation by RNA polymerase II. Gene Ontology annotation, cellular component: Cdc73/Paf1 complex.